AAAGCUAAUAGAUGAAUAGGAUUAAUUGAAGUUUUAAAUUCUUAAUUUGAGAGAAAAAUAAAUAUCUUUAAAUUAAUUUAAAUAAUAAUGAGUGAAUAAUAAUCAAAGGGAGAGAGUCAAGAAAACUCAAGUUUAUUAUCUUCAUAGGAAGAAUAAUAAAAGAAAUAAGUAAAAGCAGCAGAAUUAGUAAAUCUGUCAAAAGGAUCUUCAUAAUCGUUAAUUAUUAAUGAGUAAACUUCAACAAGAGAAGAAAGAAAAAUAAAAUAGUAUUUACAACGUAUACAAGAGAAAGAACGUCAAGAAGAGGUAAGUUUCCUUUAAUUUUAGUUUUUAAAAAGGCUGCUACACUUAAGCGUAAGCGGUCAAAGGUAUAAUCUUAAGUAUAUAUUAGCCAAAUCCUCCGUUGAAGUAAUAAGACAGUUAAGAAUAGCCAGGAAGCUAUGAAAAUAAAGAUGAAGAAGGAAAGUAAUCUAUGUUAAAAUGAAUUAAGUUAACCAAUAGCUUUGUCUCUUUAGUUAAAUCCAUUGUUAGUUCCAUAGUAGAGUGUUCAAUAGUCAGAAACACAAUCUUCAUAAACAAAGUUGAGACUCAACCCUAAAUUAAAAAUGAAAGUAUGAUAUUUUCAAUAUAUUAUUAAAAGGAAUAACAUCACAUCUAUUUAUACUUGUCUGAUUGCUAAGAUCGAAGUUAUGAAGGUAUCUAAAAAUUAUAAGCAUCUGCUACACAAUUAUAUUCACCAUAAAAAUAAGCAAAAGAUUAAACAAGUUUAAAUCAAAUAAAUUAAGAGAUAUUUUAAGAAACAUCAUAUUUAAUUAAAAAUAUUAAAAAUUAAUAUUAAUAAUACAUUGAACCAAUACAAAGUGUUAAUUCAAAUGAUUAGAAAGAAUUUUACAAUAAAUAUUUUGAUAAAAAGUACAUUGAGUCAGUUAUAAGAGAGAGUAGAUUGUAAAUUCAUAAGAAAUCUGGAUUAGAAAAAUAAACAUCAAUUGGAAAACAAAUUCCAAAAAAAUAUUGACUCUUAUAGAUCA
Paramecium sonneborni is the source of this 1028-nucleotide messenger RNA. NCBI's taxonomy places the organism in Eukaryota, Ciliophora, Oligohymenophorea, Peniculida, Parameciidae. The record is from the annotation of a GenBank genome assembly.